This is a messenger RNA of Talaromyces amestolkiae, 927 nucleotides long. RefSeq lists its product as uncharacterized. NCBI's taxonomy places the organism in Eukaryota, Fungi, Ascomycota, Eurotiomycetes, Eurotiales, Trichocomaceae. The coding region runs from base 1 to 927 and encodes 308 amino acids. The transcript has 6 exons. The record is from RefSeq and is a predicted model, not a curated record.
AUGGUCUCUCAGACAAUUACCUCGAGGUCUGGCGAGGUUUAUACUGUUCCGCUGAUGCAGGAAGACACGUUGGAAAUCCACGAACUUUGGCCACCUGAAGGUCAGUCGGGAGAUAUAAAGGCAGACAUUGUCGCAGUCCACGGCUUAGGAGGCGAUUCUUUCAGAACAUGGACCGAAGAGAGCACAAAGGAGCUCUGGCUUCGAACCUUCUUGCACAAGGAUAUCGAGAACGUUAGAAUUAUGACUUUCGGCUACAAUGCGAACAUUCUUCGCAACAAGGCUGCAGGUAAUACCUAUAGUUUCGCCGAGAAUUUGUUGGCAGCUCUUAGACGCAAGCGUCCUGGGGAAGCGAAACGCCGGCCACUCAUUCUCUUGGGACAUAGUCUGGGAGGUAUUGUCAUAAAACAGGCACUGAUCACUGCCAAAAUAAGAUCACCCAUGUACAAGGAUAUCCUAGAAAGCACCUGGCACCUCAUGUUUUUUGGAACUCCACACCAGGGCUCGCUUUUCGCUCCCGGUGCAGACUUCUUGAACAAUCUAGGGUCAGUGAUCUCCGGCAAUAAAAAUCGUGUUGCCCAAGAAUUGAAGCUAUGGUCGCCCGAAUUACUUGCGAUAACCCAAGACUUCGCAUCUAUUGCAGACCACUUCUCAAAGACAAGUUUCUGGGAGCGGAAAGAGACCAAGAGAGUCACUAUCGUACAUCAAGGUUCGGCGAGGCUUGGACAUAGGAACGAGGAAGUCAUUGGACUUAAUGAAAACCACCUCACUAUUUGUAAAUUCGCAAGCCGGGAUAAUGCGUCUUACACAACGGUUAAAGAUAUUUUGAUCCAGGAGGUACUACGAUUGGACGAAAGAGAGGCGAUCGUCGAACAUGAACUUCGUAUCCAAGAAUUAGCGCAGUUGGUUACCCCCAUGCGGCUCACUUGA